AUGGUUCGAAAUGGAGCACCGGAAGUUCAGCACGUGUGUCGUAAAAAAGUUCCAUCACAGCCAAUACUUGCUACAUAUACACAGGGAAACAAUACGCUUUAUUAUGCUGUUACAACUACUAAAACAACAACAAGCACAGCAACAAAUAAUGUACAGCAGCAACAACAGAAAUACUUACAAUCUACAACCAUAACAGCAGCAGCGGCAGCAGCAGCAGCACCAGCAUUUAAUCCAUAUAAUCCCUAUGAUCCCGCAUUUUCGUCUUUAGAAAACGAAAGCAUAGCUGCAGCGACCAUUGCAGCCAUAAAUUCCACAACAAACCCAGCAACUGUAAAUGCUGAUUCAACCGCACAAACUGAUUUUGACAAUGGCGAUGACAUGAGAAGCACUAUUACCUAUAAAACAUAUUCACCACCGCCGCCAUGCCCUUGGAAAUGUGAACUAACAAAUGAUCGUGGUUAUGUGGUCUACUCUGCACUCGGCUCCUUUUACAUACCGAUGUUUGUGAUGCUCUACUUCUACUGGCGCAUUUACAGAGCCGCUGUGAGGACUACCCGCGCUAUCAAUCAAGGCUUUAAGACCACAAAAGGCAGCGGCAGCGAGUCUGGUAAUAAUCGCAUGGACGAUUCACGUCUUGUGUUGCGCAUACAUCGUGGUCGACCUUGCAGCACGCCACAGCGUACGCCACUCUCCGUACACUCAAUGUCCUCCACACUUAGUGUGAAUAGCAAUGGCGAUGAGGCAACAUUUCCACUGCAACACAACGCUUCCCAUUUCAAUACACCGAAACGUACUACUUCGAUGCGUGUCAAUCGACAGCGACAUGAAAAGAUUGCUAUUAAGGUAUCGUAUCCAUCAUCGGAGAACGUACUCGAAAUGCCCGCUUCAUUACCGACAUCACCACCGCCUUGUGCCAUGGUCACCACUGCCAGCAUUAAUCACAACAAAACACCAUUGCAUUAUAAUAGACGCGCUUCAUUCAAAUCAAGUCUUCUUGAAAUCGGCGAAACAACGUUCAACGUAGAUGCGGCUAAUGUGCACAACCAGCGCGAUAUAGACAUUACUGAUCCAAAGAUUGCUAAUGGAUCAAAUAUUUUAGCUAGUUCUGACUAUUUUAGUCAGUUUACAAGACUAUUUCUCGAAAUGAAGUUGUUUCCAAAUUGA
Messenger RNA from Teleopsis dalmanni, 1164 nucleotides. RefSeq names its product octopamine receptor Oamb-like. Gene Ontology annotation, biological process: adenylate cyclase-activating adrenergic receptor signaling pathway. Gene Ontology annotation, molecular function: G protein-coupled receptor activity. NCBI's taxonomy places the organism in Eukaryota, Metazoa, Arthropoda, Insecta, Diptera, Diopsidae. The transcript has 4 exons. The record is from RefSeq and is a predicted model, not a curated record. Bases 1 to 1164 code for a protein of 387 amino acids.